UGUAAUCUACCCUAUUAUAAACGCGGUGCGUCGCAUCCCAGACACAUGUGAGUGGGGCUGUCUAAGGAAUGAUGUCAGUCACGAUCUACAGUUUGGUUUGGAUUGUUAUUCCGAAUCUGAUGACAUCACUGUGUCACCCACAACAUUCCGACAUUGAGAAAUGUAACAUUCACCACGAAGCCAAUGAAACAACAGUGGACUGUUCACGUCGUGGUUUCAACCGAGUUCCACAAGGAGUUCCACGAAACACAACAGUCCUUAAUAUGGGUAACAACAAUUUAUCAAACCUCAGGAAAGGAUCACUCCCUAACCUUCCUUCAUUACAUACACUGCUCGCGAAUGAUAACAACAUAGAGUUUCUGGAGGAAGGUGCUCUGCAAAGCCUGCCUGUCCUUCAGCAGCUAAAUUUGGAUGGGAACAAAUUGAACUUUUCUUAUUUCUCUCUUCCUCUUGGGACAUUCCAAAACCUGACAUCUCUGACAACACUCCAUGUGAGCAGAAUGAGGAUGCCGUUUACUUCAUUGACAUAUCCCGAUGCUACAUUUGCUGAUCUUCACCACCUCGAGUCACUGGUUAUUGACGGGGCUGGAGAACCGGUGUUUGGACCUGGCUUUGCACAGAUGAGGAGGCUGAAGAGUCUCAGUUUUGGAUCACAAUGCCUUAUCAGACGUUUGGGGAAAAACUCAUUUGUCAACUUCAGGGAAGCACCUGUCAGGGAUCUGUCAUUGUCAGCAUGUAGCAUUCUUAUUUUUCUGGACGCCAAUGUCUUUUUUCCUCUUCAUAAACUGAAGUUCCUGUUUGCAAGAGACACUGCUCCCUUUGGCCUGUAUGAGUCUUUCCUAAGCUUACAAGGACUCAGUGGAAGGAACAUGACCGAAAUAGACUUUUCACUUGUGCGUACAUAUCCUGUCUCUGUUCAAGGUGUUAUGAAGAACCAAAGUCUCGUGCUCACGUCUGAGAUGACACGUUACCUUAAGACUAUGUGUGUUGAGCGACUGAUUCUAAGGAAUAAUUACAUCGUGGUCAUUGAAACUGGCGUGUUAUUGCAGGAACCGUUUCAAAGUUGUAUAAAAUAUCUUGACAUCAGCUACAAUUCUAUAAAAGGAGUGCCCAGAACUACUGGCACCAUCAAUCCAUAG
Messenger RNA from Haliotis rubra (blacklip abalone), 1139 nucleotides. Its product is annotated as insulin-like growth factor-binding protein complex acid labile subunit. Gene Ontology annotation, cellular component: plasma membrane. Lineage: Eukaryota; Metazoa; Mollusca; Gastropoda; Lepetellida; Haliotidae. Gene Ontology annotation, molecular function: protein binding. The record is from RefSeq and is a predicted model, not a curated record. The transcript has 3 exons. The coding region runs from base 69 to 1139 and encodes 356 amino acids.